Molecule: messenger RNA, 2864 nt
Organism: Pundamilia nyererei
Lineage: Eukaryota; Metazoa; Chordata; Actinopteri; Cichliformes; Cichlidae
Gene: clcn7
Product: chloride channel 7
Exons: 25
Coding region: 143-2542 (799 amino acids)
Biological process (GO): chloride transport; transmembrane transport
Cellular component (GO): lysosomal membrane; intracellular membrane-bounded organelle
Molecular function (GO): chloride:proton antiporter activity
Source: RefSeq, a predicted model, not a curated record
CCCUGCACGCGAACCUUACAAAGCGUCACGAGUUGCAGGAAUGAUUAUGGGGAGUUGAGAGAGAAUAAUAGUUGUUUGGCAACGACGGCUGAAGUUAAUGAAGCGAACUAUUGACAGCUCGGCGAAUUAGCGGGGAGCCACUAUGGCUAACAUCACCAAGAAAGUGUCGUGGUCCAGCCGGGGUGACGACUCCGCUUUGACCGGGGAGGGGACACCGUUACUCAACGGCACUGAGAUACCGAAACCUUCCAGAAAGCUGUCCGGAUCAGGCAGUGUAUUUCGGAUAGGCAGAUUCAGCACGGUGGAUUUGGAAGAUGAUAUAACAUCAGAAGAGGACCCUAUUAGGGGCCGACCGAAAGAGAUCCCACACAACGAGAAGCUGCUGUCACUUAAAUAUGAGAGUCUGGAUUAUGACAACAUUGAAAACCAGCUCUUUCUUGAAGAGGAGAGAAGAAUGAGUCCCAUGGGUUUCCGCUGUUUGGAGAUCAGUCGUUGGGUAAUCUGCGGUCUGAUUGGCAUUCUAACGGGUCUCAUCGCCUGUUUUAUAGACAUUAUGGUGGAGAAACUGGCUGGGUACAAAUAUCAAGUUAUUAAAGAGAACAUUGAAAAGUUUACAGAGGUGGGUGGGCUGUCUAUUUCUCUCAUCCUCUGGGCCGUUCUCAACUGUGCCUUCGUCCUGGUGGGGGGCAUCAUGGUUGCGUUUUUUGAGCCAAUAGCAGCUGGAAGUGGUAUUCCUCAGAUAAAAUGUUACCUAAAUGGAGUCAAGAUUCCCAGGGUGGUACGGCUCAAGACGCUGGUGGUGAAAGUGAUUGGCGUUAUAUGUUCAGUAGCUGGCGGUCUUGCUGUUGGAAAGGAAGGUCCCAUGAUUCACUCUGGUGCUGUUGUAGCUGCGGGAGUCUCACAGGGCAGAAGCACCUCCUUAAAACGGGACUUCAAGAUGUUUGAAUACUUCCGGAGAGACACAGAAAAGAGGGACUUUGUUUCUGCUGGAGCUGCUGCUGGAGUUUCUGCUGCUUUUGGGGCACCAGUUGGCGGAGUUUUGUUCUCUCUAGAGGAGGGAGCUUCUUUCUGGAACCAGAUGCUCACAUGGAGGAUAUUCUUUGCCUCCAUGAUCUCCACCUUCACACUGAACUUCUUCCUCAGUAUCUAUCAUGGAAAACCAGGAGACCUUUCCAAUCCAGGUCUCAUUAACUUUGGACGCUUUGAAAGUGAUAGUGUGGCCUAUUACUACUACGAGAUCCCUUUGUUCAUGUGUAUGGGAGCUUUAGGUGGGUUGUUGGGAGCGCUCUUUAAUUCAAUCAACUACUGGCUGACUAUCUUCAGGAUCAGGUAUGUGCAUCGCCCAUGUUUGCAAGUGAUAGAGGCCUUGUUGGUGGCUGCUGUGACCGCAGCAGUGUCAUUCACCAUGAUUUAUUUUUCCAACGACUGUCAGCCUCUGGGGCCCGAACACAAUGAGGAGUACCCACUGCAGUUGUUUUGUGCAGAUGGCGAGUAUAAUGCCAUGGCUACAGCAUUUUUUAACACUCCUGAGAGAAGCGUUCGUAGUCUCUUCCACAAUCAGCCGGGAAGUUACAACCCUAUGACACUGGGUUUGUUUACUCUGACCUAUUUCUUCCUGGCGUGUUGGACAUACGGCCUGGCAGUGUCUGCUGGUGUCUUCAUCCCGUCUCUUCUAAUAGGAGCAGCUUGGGGGAGGCUGUGUGGGAUACUGCUUGCCUCUUUCACUCCCACUAGCCCGAUUUGGGCUGAUCCUGGUAAAUAUGCUUUGAUUGGAGCUGCAGCACAGUUAGGUGGCAUUGUAAGAAUGACUCUCAGUUUGACUGUCAUCAUGGUGGAGGCAACUGGAAACGUCACGUACGGCCUUCCCAUAAUGCUCGUUCUCAUGAUUGCCAAAAUAGUGGGAGACUACUUUCAGGAGGGUUUAUACGACAUUCACAUCAAGUUGCAGAGUGUUCCCUUCCUGCACUGGGAGGCUCCUGCCACCUCCCACUGGCUGACUGCCAGAGAGGUGAUGAGUUCUCCAGUCACCUGCUUCAACAGGAUAGAGAAGGUGGGAACAAUCGUGGACGUCCUUAGCAACACAUCAACAAAUCACAAUGGCUUCCCUGUUGUCGUGCAGGUUUUGGAUAGUGAUGAGCCAGCAAAACUCUGCGGUCUCAUCCUGCGCUCUCAGCUGAUUGUUCUUCUCAAACACAAGGUGUUUGUGGAGUUGGCCCGGUCCCGGCUGUCUCAGAGGAAGCUCCAGCUGAAAGACUUCAGGGACGCCUACCCCCGCUUUCCCCCAAUCCAAAGCAUCCACGUCUCCCAGGACGAGAGAGAAUGCAUGAUGGACCUCACUGAGUUUAUGAAUCCAACACCUUACACUGUACCACAGGAUACAUCACUCCCCCGUGUGUUUAAGCUGUUCAGAGCCCUGGGACUGAGACACCUGGUGGUGGCAGAUGAUGUGAACAGGGUGAUUGGACUGGUGACAAGGAAGGACUUGGCCAGAUAUCAUCUGGGCAAACAUGGGCUGGAGGAGCUGCAGCUUGCCCAGACAUAGUGUGCCCACAUACACACGCCCAUAGACUGACCACAUGUUGCCUCAGAAGCUGUUGACCAUCCGUUUGGCAGCCCAGAAGGACGCCUUCAAGGGCCAAAGAUCUCUUUUUUGAAUAAUUCUAAAAAACAUCCACCCCUCUGUUAACGCUGAGUGACGGCAUUUUCUCCUAAAGGAUUCAAAUGAAUAGUUUUUCCAGGAUAAUUCCAGGAGCUGUAUUUUAUUUAAUAAUUCACCAGAUUUUUGCGCUGAGGCAACAAAUGAUGCUUGACUUUCUUGUCUUUUAUUCUUAAUCGUUUUGGUUGUUUAGUUGUUUUUCUCACAC